AUACUUUAAACCUAUGAAGGUUCACGUUUCUCAUCCCCCCUGUGAUGGGUAUGAUCAUUAUUAUUGGCUAAUUGGGAAAGCCUGAUCGACGAUUUACCCUCUAUACCCAAGUUAUCACCGGUUUUCAGGCAAAGGAACUGAGGACAAGUGUAGCCGUUCAAUUUUCCUACUAUACAUGAACUCAAUAUUCGGAUAAGUCCGUUCAUUGUUCAGCAAGUGUUCGAAAGCAAUCCAUGUGGAGAAUUGCGGAAGAACUUCGUGAAUGAUGUCAGACAAAUAUAGUACAUCAAGCUUUGGAAUUAGCGGCAAAUGGCGAAGUCGACGAAGUGUUUGACGAUACACUCCGGGAAUCUUCUGAAUCUCAGCCCCUUGAAGCGUAAGCCGGGUCAAUCAGGUGCCGACGAACUCCACGAGUCUCUUUCAUACGUCUUGACGAACUGUAAGGAACCGAAGAAUCAUCAAAAUAACAUUGAGGUAAUCGCAUGCAAUGUUGAGAGUAACCCCUUACCGGUUGUCGAACGGAAGGAUACUCAAGUUUCUAUGAAGAUUUUCUUGGUGAAACCAUCUGUUGAAGGAGUCGAGAAAUCUUUAAUUACAGCAAUGGAAACCUUGAAUCUGGAUUUUGUGGAAUCGGUUAUCCUAGCGAUUCCCGUUGGCAACGAGAACGUAAAUUCACAUCUGAAGCCCUGUUGGCAGCAACUGGAAAACUUCGUCCGGUCGAGUAAAAUCUUGACCAUCGGUUGCAGCGAUAUUACGACUGAUGAAUUGAAGGAUCUUUUCUCGUGGGCGCAGGUGAAGCCCAGUACAGUGCAAAUCAACUUGGCAUCAUGUUGCGUCGUGCCUCCUGAAAUGACGGAGUUUGCGAAAGAACACGAUAUACGGUUGCUCACUCAUAACGACCCGCAAGAAAUUUUAUCCAAUGAAGCCUUGCGGAACCUGAUUACUAAGAAUGAGGCGUUCGGUUCCCACGCAACUUGCAACAUUGAUUGGAUUCUAAGAUACGCUGUUACGAUCAAGGGUCGUGGUGUGAUCAGAGAGAAAGGAUACUUACUAAACGCUUCUGUCAGCACAUGA
Notodromas monacha is the source of this 1074-nucleotide messenger RNA. The record is from the annotation of a GenBank genome assembly. NCBI's taxonomy places the organism in Eukaryota, Metazoa, Arthropoda, Ostracoda, Podocopida, Cyprididae.